UGUGUUGGUUUUCUCAUUGUUCAUCAGCGCCCUCUAUUGACGCCCAAACGUCAGUGAUCACGUGUUUCCUACUACGAUUUGCUGAAGUUGAAGAAAAGUUUGACAAGCCCGAGGAGCGUCGACAGAGAAGACCCAGGGAUCAGGAGCCUCUGACGGACACACGUUCAUCCAAACUUACUUGUCUCCGGAGCAACUAUGGAAGCUGUCGCCCAGAAAGUGCUCACUUCCGGAUUCAGUCUUGAUCUGGGCCCCCUGAAAGAGCCGCUGGCGUUUAUCCGUUUGUUAGAAUGGCUCUUCUCCAUAUUUGCCUUCGCUACAACCGUAGGUUACAGUGGCACAACCAACAUCAACGUCCAGUGCAAUGGGGUUACCAAUGAAGUACAAGCACAGUUUAACUACCCGUUCAGGUUGAUGCAGCAUCCCUAUGUUGUUCCUGACUGUAAAGUCAAUCAGACCACCCCCACCCCCACCACCACUAAUUACUUCCUGACAGGAGACCACUCAUCAGCGGCAGAGUUUUUUGUCGCUAUCGGAGUAUUGGCCUUUCUGUACACCACUGCCACACUAGUCAUCUACUUGGGCUACCAGCACUUGUAUAGAGAAUCUAAUCGUGGUCCCCUUGUGGACCUGUUAGUGACUGCAGCCUUUGCGUUCCUGUGGUUGGCAUCAUCCUCCGCUUGGGCUAAAGGCUUGACUGAUGUGAAGUUUGCCACCAGUCCUACAACCAUUGUAACUGUUCCUGCUGUCUGCAAGGUGGCCAUCAACAAGUGCACCCCGGGCGCGGUGCCUCACAUGGGCCGACUUAACGCUUCAGUGAUUUUUGGUUUUCUUAACCUCAUCCUCUGGGGCGGCAACUGCUGGUUCAUUUACAAGGAAACACCGUUCCACAAAUCAGCUGACCAGCCAGCAGAUGUGGAGGGGGCUGGUAGGCCAACGUAACUGCACAGCGUCCUCUUCUCAAAAGUGUCUAACAUGUUGUUUUAUUGAAUUUUGUUUCUAAUUGUUAGAAUUAUACUGUAGAACAUAAGAUACUUAUUUCUAAAACCAACCGCUUCUUUUUUUUUGUGAGGUAUUAAUAUUAUAUUUGCGGCGCUGUUAUGUAAUUUCAAGGGGUACUAAAAUUUUACUUAUUGGGCUGAAAUCUACAUGGGGAGUGGUAGCACUCAAAAUAUGUGUUCUCAAAGAUGAU
This is a messenger RNA of Paralichthys olivaceus (Japanese flounder), 1189 nucleotides long. It is a transcript of the gene sypl2b, whose product is annotated as synaptophysin-like 2b. Gene Ontology annotation, cellular component: synaptic vesicle; synaptic vesicle membrane. The record is from RefSeq and is a predicted model, not a curated record. NCBI's taxonomy places the organism in Eukaryota, Metazoa, Chordata, Actinopteri, Pleuronectiformes, Paralichthyidae.